GUCUUUUACUGUCUAACUGGUUGGAGCUCAUGCUAAUGGUCUUCGCCAUUGACGAUGAGGUUGUUAGGCCUUUGCCCUAACAAUUCCUUUGCUGCUCCUCUGCUCUCCUUCGUCUCCAAUUUGCAUUAUCGUCACUGUCCUCGCCUCUUCCCCGUCUCUCGUGUUUCCAACCAUUUCUGCGUAUCAGGGGGAAAAGGUUUGGUGUUAGCAGCGCAGUUCGGCUAUAAGAGCGAUAGUCAGAGUGAAUUCCAACGGAAGGACUUGAUGGCUGGAGAAAAGGAAAUUCCAGGAAUAAACAAAACCCCUUAUCCACCUAUUGAGCCUUACAGUACUGGUCUUUUGAAAGUGUCGGAUCUUCAUACUAUUUACUGGGAGCAAUCUGGGAAUCCCGCCGGUCAUCCAGUGGUCUUUCUACAUGGGGGACCAGGGGGAGGAACUGCUCCAGGCAAUAGAAGAUUCUUUGACCCAGAUUUUUAUAGAAUUAUUUUGUUUGAUCAGCGAGGUGCAGGGAAAAGUACCCCACAUGCUUGCUUGGAGAAUAAUACCACGUGGGACCUCAUUGCUGACAUUGAGAAGCUAAGGGAACACCUGAAAAUUCCAGAAUGGCAGGUCUUUGGAGGUUCCUGGGGUAGUACGUUGGCUCUUGCUUAUAGUCAAACUCAUCCUGAAAAGGUUACGGGAUUAGUUCUUAGAGGGAUCUUUCUUCUGCGGAAAAAAGAAAUUGAUUGGUUUUAUGAAGGUGGUGCAGCUGCUAUAUAUCCAGAUGCUUGGGAGACUUUUAGAGAUCUUAUUCCCGAAAGUGAAAGAGGAUGUUUUGUUGAUGCUUAUUGUAAGAGAUUAAAUUCAAGUGAUAUGGAAACCCAAUAUGCAGCUGCAAGAGCGUGGACCAAAUGGGAAAUGAUGACUGCUCAUCUUUUGCCAAAUGAGGAAAAUAUUAAAAGAGGGGAAGAUGAUAAGUUUUCAUUGGCAUUUGCAAGGAUCGAAAACCAUUACUUCGUAAAUAAGGGGUUUUUCCCUUCUGAUUCCUUUCUGCUAGAUAAUAUUGACAAGAUACGACAUAUCAAUGCUGUAAUUGUUCAGGGAAGAUAUGACGUUUGCUGCCCAAUGAUGUCGGCUUGGGAUCUUCAUAAAGUGUGGCCCGAAGCUGAAUUAAAGAUCAUUCCUGACGCAGGUCAUUCUGCUAAUGAGCCUGGAGUAGCUGCUGAGCUCGUGGCUGGGAACGAGAAGCUGAAGAACAUCCUGCAGAAGAAUGGACCAUAACGAGACUCCCCCAAGUAUAUUUCUCACAAUUUUACUCAUCAAAUAAGUAAUCAAUGUCUGAAAUAAUAGAUUGGGGAUGCCAAAUUAUUGUGUAUUGGCAUGUGUUAAUGCUUGAACAUUGGUCAUUUCUGAAUGCCAAAAAUUUGAGAACUUCCAAGGAGAUUAUAGUGUUAAUCCCUAUGCGUUGAAUUUCCAAACGGUCCAUCAUUCUUAAUGUUA
Messenger RNA from Cucurbita moschata (crookneck pumpkin), 1479 nucleotides. Its product is annotated as proline iminopeptidase. Gene Ontology annotation, cellular component: cytoplasm. Gene Ontology annotation, molecular function: aminopeptidase activity. The transcript has 11 exons. Gene Ontology annotation, biological process: proteolysis. The coding region runs from base 55 to 1260 and encodes 401 amino acids. The record is from RefSeq and is a predicted model, not a curated record. Lineage: Eukaryota; Viridiplantae; Streptophyta; Magnoliopsida; Cucurbitales; Cucurbitaceae.